CUGAGUUAAUUUUGUGAAAAGAUAUACCAGCAAUUGUGUCAUUUAGACAACCACAGAAGCGUGUUACAUUGCAAAGAAUGCUGGGAGAAAAGUUUGACAGUAAUGAAAUGUGUAACUUCUCACCAAAAAACAAGAUGGAGGACAGACGACGAUAACAAACGUGUUGAAUAGUCCUCUUUCCACGUUAAUUAUGUCCGACAGCGGUAUGCAAUCGUUGGACGACAUACUAAAUAAUCCACCUCCUCUGGUCCCUCCAACGACAGAACCUUGGCCACGACCACGCUGUACGAGCUCGCAAAGAGCUGAACCCGCUCCUUUCCCAAACUCAAUUCUCUUUUCUGGGAAUCGAAGACCAUCCUUGCUGGAAUUUCUACACCCGAAUUUUCGAGCGUCUUUAAAGUUGCAUAGAUCUGAAAGUAUUCAAGGAAGAACGAAUUCAGAAACAAUGCCUACAAGUUCAGAGAAUAUUGAAAAAGCAGGUGCAUCUAAUGUGCCGGUGAAAUUCGAUGUUGGGGGAAUAGCAGAAACAACGAAGAGAGCAAAGGCGAGGGUAAGGGCGAUUGUGAAGAAAGGGAGUGUUGUUAAAGUUCCUGUAUUUCAAACUAAGCAAGGACGAGUGUCUCAAGGGAAAGCAGAAAGUGUAAAGAAGACUGUAGGAACGAAAAUAGAUGCUGCUGCAAGCAGUCCUGGUGCAACAACCAACAAAAAGGCCAAUGAACUACCUACAGGAGCAAACAUGGCUUUGGAGUUGUUGUGUAGCAAGAAUGAUGGAAUUGUUCCAGAGAAAAAUGCUGCUGACAAGAAUGCCUGGCAAACUAAUUCAAAAGCAUCUCAAUGUGUAGAAAAUAAGAAAGCUAUUGAAGAAAUGAUAAAUGAAAUAAGGUUAUCUAAACCUGAACACAAGACUCAGAAAAUUACAAUUCUGUCAUCCUCAACAAAACAAGCACCAUUUGUCACACUACCAGGAUCUGGAACCAGCUGGUCUACGUCUACAAUUUAUCCAGGAUCUGUUGCAGAAUCUAACCAAACUAUGCACACAAAAGAUAAACAAUCUGGAUCAGGAUGUGAAUUUAACCAAACUAUGAAAAGAGCAGACCCAGGAUCUAUAUCUGAGUCUGUGGAUAUAGUAGACAAAGUAUCUGCAUCAGGAACUGGAUCUUACCAAACUUUGGAAAGAGUGUAUCCAAGAUCUUUAUCUGAAUCUGUGGAUAUAGUGGAUAGAGUAUCUGGAUCAAGAUCUAACAAAACAAUGGGUGCAGUGGCUCCAGGAUCUAUUUCAGAGUCUAAUCAAACUGUGCACACACAAGCUACAGAAUCUGGAUCAGGAACAGUAUCUAGCCAAACUACGGAAAGAGUGGAUCCUGAAUCUGUGGAUCUAGUAGAUAACAUGCCAGCAUCAGGAUCUAACCAAACUAUUCCUACUACAGAUCCAGGGUCUAUUGAAGAGUCUAACCAUAUGGUACAUGCAAAAGAUAAAGAAUCUGGAUCAGAAAGAGGAUCUAGCCUAACUAUGGAAAGAGUGGACCCAGGAUCUUUAUUUGUAUCUGUAGAUAAAGGAGAUAACAUACCAGGAUCUAUAUCUAACCAAACUAUGUCUACAUUGAAUCCAGAAUCUGUUGCAGAUUCAAGCCAAUUUAUAGAUACAGUGGAUCCAGUAUCUUUAUCUAAAGAAUCUGGAUCAGGAGCUCAAUCUACCCAAACUAUGUCUACAUUGAAUCCAGGAUCUGUUGCAGAGUUAAGCCAAUCUAUUAAAACAUUGGAUUCAGUAUCUGUAUCAAAUCAAUCUAUGGAUCCAGUGGAUUCUUUAUCUGGAUCUGUGGAUAUAUUAGAUAAAGAAUCUGGAUCUAGACAAAUGAUGGAUACAAUGGAUCAAGGAUGUGUAUUAGAAUCUAAUCAAGCUAUGCAUAUAGUGGAUAAUGGAUCAAAAUCAAGUCAAACAUUGGAUACAGCAGAUUCAGGAUCAGCGUCUGGAUUUAACCAAACUGUGGAAAAAGUGGUUAAAAAACCUGAAGCUUUGCCUAUAAUGCCAAUAGAGCAGACAUUCGAAGAUGAUUCCACAAUACUGACAAAAAGAUCUUCAACAAGAAGGCACAUCCCCAAAGGUGCUUUGUUUGGAGCAAUUUCUGCUGGGAGGCCAAGACAACUUGGGAGUAGAAUUCCUCUGAGGUCAGAAAGCUUCUCACCAAGUUUCAAAAGACUCACUCGACUUCGUGAUCCACAAGUUAUUCAGCUUUCUAGUAAGCCUGUUUCUGUAACUCACAGUCAAGCAACGACUGGGUUACAAAGUAAUGAUAUUGUCGACUCUGUGGGUGAAAUAGGUGAUAGUCCUGUUGACAAACUUGACAAGGAAUUGUCAGAGAUCAUAAAAUCUUAUUCAACAGGACUGGAAAAGCUGCUGAAUGAUGCUGAUGAUGCUACAGGUGAAGCGAUUGACAAAAAUCUGCUAGAAGCACCGCCUAUAGAAGAUCACAGGGAACUCUCACGUCCAGACACAAAAAGAAUAAACACAGCACUGGAUAAAGCUGAAAAAAGACGUGAUGUUAGAGGCCAUCAAGAAGUAAUCAUUUGCUCUAAAGAGAAAGAAGAACAAAGCCUGAGGGAAACAAAUGUAUUAUGUUUUGAACGUGCUGAAAGUCCUGUAAAUAGGACAGAGUCAUCAAAAGGCACAAGAGACCAAGAUCAAACAAACCAGGAGAAAUGUUCUAAAAGUGGCAUGCAUCAGGCUGAUGUAAAUGACUCAGAUAACAACUGGAUACAACUGGAUAACAAAACAACUGGAAAUAAGACAGAACCUUCAAAAGGGUUAAAGCAACUGCAAGGGGAAACAAAUCAGGAAAAAAAUCAUAAAAAAGGCAUGCAGCAGACUUGUACACAUGACACGGAUAGUGAUGAAGGAAGUGGUUCUGUCCAAGAGCUUGUGUUCAGUGAUUCUGAUGAUAAGUCUGAUAGCGAGGAGUAUGAUUACCUUGAAGAAAGUAUACAUCAAGAUGGUCUUGUGGGUGGAGAGUCUGAUGGUAGUCAGGCUUGUGGUAGACAGAAUGAUGAGGACAUUAAAGCUGAUCAGGAAAGUGAAGAAGGCGAAGUUUUUUCAGAAACGGAUGAAGAUGGUCAAGUCGUAGACCAACCUACUGACAUCAAACAGAAGUCAGAAAAUGUUUCGGUCCUGGUAAAGCCUGACUGUAAGCAGGAUGCUGUUAAAGAACAGAAGCCUUCAGGCAGAAAGCUGAAGAGGAAACUCUAUAAACAAAGGAAAAGACAAGAAAAAUUUAAAAAGAUCGAAAAGAAAAAAGCGAUAAGAGAGCAAAAACAGCAAAAAGCUGCUAUCCAACGAUAUAACCUUCGAAACACUACUAGAAAAUGUGAAGAUGACAGUAUGGCAUCUGCGCCUGAUCAACAUGAAGUCAAGGUCUCUGAUAAAGUUGUAAAACGUACUGAAGACGUUAAACCCGCGAAGUCGUCAAGUCUUUUGGACGCUGUUAGCAACAUGGCUGUAGACGUGACAGUUGCCGCCAGUGAAAAGGAACUCGUGAAGAAAAAAACUCGGGGAGGAAGCCAAAGUGCCAAAAAGUUGAAGAAGAAAAUGAAAAGAUGGAGGGAUCGGCAGCAAAUGCUAGCCCAGAGAGAGACAGCACGACCGCGGGAGCCCCCACCUCGCCCUAUCUGCACAUUUUACAUAGAAGGGCGUUGCAACAAAGGCAAUGAUUGCACCUUUCGCCAUGAGGGCACACCCACUGGUAUCCCCAAGAUGUGCAGGUUUUACGCCAGGGGAGACUGCAUGAACGAGGAGAAAUGCAUUUUCAUGCACUCCGCUUUCCCUUGCAAGUAUUUCCAUAGGAGUCGGUGCAAAUAUUCUGACGGCUGCAGGUUUUCACAUGAUGCUUUGACUGAUGUCACCAAGGAAAUGCUUGACACGUUCCUUGCCGAGGAAAAGGUAGCAGAGAUGGCACGCUCCACUUUACAACAAGCGGCCUUGGAAACCGUCACUCCGUUGCCAACAAGUGCAACCAUAGAAACGAAUACUCGGUACAGCUUGCGCAGUGGGUCUAAGCGACCAAGCCACCUUGACGAUGGUACCGGAAGUGACGUUAAAUCUGCGAGGAGAGAUGAAGGACAUGAGGGGAAAGCGUUUGUUCCAGGAAUCUUUCGAGAAGUUUGAAAAAAAACUUUACUUUUAGCAAAAAGAUGUUAAAAAAAAGUAAAAAAAAAAAAAGAAGAAAAAACAAUAAAAACACUUGAACCAUA
Nematostella vectensis (starlet sea anemone) is the source of this 4242-nucleotide messenger RNA. RefSeq lists its product as uncharacterized. Gene Ontology annotation, biological process: negative regulation of DNA-templated transcription. Gene Ontology annotation, cellular component: nucleus. Lineage: Eukaryota; Metazoa; Cnidaria; Anthozoa; Actiniaria; Edwardsiidae. The coding region runs from base 191 to 4156 and encodes 1321 amino acids. The record is from RefSeq and is a predicted model, not a curated record. Gene Ontology annotation, molecular function: metal ion binding; RNA binding. The transcript has 6 exons.